Molecule: messenger RNA, 6924 nt
Organism: Plasmodium relictum
Lineage: Eukaryota; Apicomplexa; Aconoidasida; Haemosporida; Plasmodiidae
Gene: TRS85
Product: trafficking protein particle complex subunit 8, putative
Exons: 2
Coding region: 1-6924 (2307 amino acids)
Biological process (GO): protein localization to phagophore assembly site; endoplasmic reticulum to Golgi vesicle-mediated transport
Cellular component (GO): phagophore assembly site; TRAPPIII protein complex; cytoplasmic vesicle
Source: RefSeq, a predicted model, not a curated record
AUGGCUAAUUUUAUUGAAGAGGAGAUAAAAAAUAUAAUAAAUGAUAUAUAUUUAUUUACUAUUUUAAUUAAUAGUAGUAGAAUAGUGAAAAGAGAAGUUUCUUUUUUUCUAGGUAUUAGUGUAAAUGAUUUGUUUCAACCUUUUGGGAGUUGUGAUUAUUUUUUAAACGAACAUAAGGAAAAAAUAGAUUUAAAGCUAAAUGUUAGCACAAAUAUUAAUUACUUAAGUAAAAAUAAUGUGUUAUCUGAAAAAGUAAUUGAAAAUAAGAAUUUUAAAAUUCGUUUUAUUGAUUUUGAUGAGUAUGAAGAUAUGAAAUUAGAAUAUCUAGAUAAAAUAUUAAUUGAUAAUAUUUCUUAUAACGAACCUCAAUAUUCUGAUAUAUAUAAUGAAGAAAAUUUGAAUGCAUAUUUUAAAAAAAACGAUAAAGAUAAUAUUUCUUUUAAUAAAAAAUAUUUUGAAUAUAUAUGUACAAAUUCAAACAUUCUUAAUAAUGAUAUAAAAAAACAUAUUAUAAAAAAUUGUAAGGGUAAUAUUAAUUCCCAUAAUGAGAAAAACGUUUUGAAAAAAAGUAAUUCACUUUUUAGUAAAAAAGAAGAAUACGAUGAUAGUAAUGCUGAUGAUAACUAUGAUUUAAAUUAUUUUUGUAAAAAAAAAUAUAUAAAAAAUAUUCAAAAAUAUAAUGCAUUCUUUUUACCUUGGUUUAAUACAUAUUUUAAAACAUCUUGGUACUAUACUCAUUUAUACAAUAAUUCUUCUUCUAUUCCAUUAGGUAUAAUUUACAUAUGUAGCACUAAAGAUAAUAAUAUCAUUGAUUUAUAUAAAUGUAUGACUAAAAAUAAUGUUAAAAAAAAUAAUAUUUAUAUUAAUUCUAAUAUACCUAAAUGUAUUAUUUUACUUCAUAUUUCAAAUAAUAAUAAUGAUGAUAUAGAAACAGAUGUGCAAAAAUUAUUUGUAAAUAUUCAGUCUACUUUUUUAAAUUAUAAAUGCCAUUUAUUAAUUAUUAAAGCAAAUAGAUUUUUAAAAUCAUAUGAAAAUUUUGACAGAAAUAUAAGUAAUACAAUGGAAAAUAUUUCUAAUUUAAAAAUAAAAUCAGAUGAAAAAAUAAAUAUGAACUAUGAAAAUUCCUAUUUAUCAUAUACUAAUAAGAGUUAUUCCGAAAUAAAUAAUAAUAACAAUAAAUAUAGUUUUAUGAACAAUAAAUUAAAUUCAGAAAAUAAUAUAAUGAUUAGCGACAAAUCACAUGAAGAAGAAAAAAAUUCAAAUUCUAAUUUUCAGUUAGAUUAUACAAAAAUAAAUAGUGACAGUAUACAAGACUCAAAAGAUAGUAUAUUAAAUGAUGAAACAUCAUCAUAUUUUGAAAAUAAUUUUACGAAUAAAAGAAAGAAUUUGACUUCUUUAAAAAAAAAAUACCACCUAAAUAAUAUUCAAAAAUUAUAUGUUAAUUGUUUAAGUAUUCAUUUUAAAGAUUUGAUUGAUGAUGGAAUAAAAGUAGCAAAAAAUGAAAAUGAUAUAGAAGAAAGUCAGAAAAUAAAAAAAAAAUUAUCGGUAGAUUUGAAUAAAAUUUACGAUUAUAUAAUGUCUAAUGACAUUAUUUGUAUUAGUAAAAAAAUACCUCUAUAUAUUGAUGAAGUAUAUUUUUGUUGUUGUUUAGAUUAUGUUGAUAUUAUAUCCUUAAAAAUGUUUAUUCAUAAUUUUAUUAAAACAUGUGUUUCUCCUUAUAUAAAUACAAUUACAUAUGAUAUAAAUAAUUUAAUUGUUAAUAAUAAAAAAAGUUUAAAGAAUCAAUUAAAAUUCAUGUGGAAAAAAACAAAAAUGAAUUUUAGUUCAUCAGAUGCUGCAUUAUUUGUUGCUGAACAAACAAGUAAUGUUAUUUUAAAUGUUGCCCAAAAUGUGUUAAUUUCUAAUCAUGAUAACAAAAGUGGAAAUAAAAACUUAAAAGAUAUAAUUAAUAAAAAUAUAGUUAAUGAAGAAAAUGAAAUUAUUAAUAAUGAAAAUGAAGAAUUACAUAUUGCACAUAGUGGAUACGAAAACUCUGAAAAUAUUGCAAAUAAAAAAGAUUCAAUAAAAACUUCUAGGAAAUCGUUAAAUAAUAAUAUUACGCAAAAUAUAAAGAUCAACAAAGAAUCAAAGAAUUAUAAUAAAGAGUCACUAGAAUGGCUAUAUAAAACAUUGAGUGAUAUUUAUUUUAUAUUACAAGAAUAUGAAUUAUCUUAUAAUAUUUUAAAAAUAUGUAUAAAUGAAUUUAAACAUGAUAAAAUGUAUUUUUAUUUAGGUAAUGUUUAUGAAUUAAUCAGUUUGUGUAUUUAUUAUAUGGAAAAUGUAAAUAAAAAAGACUCUUUGUAUUAUUUAGACCUAAGUUAUCAAAUGUAUUCUAAAUGCUACUAUUUAAAUAAUAUGUUUAUUUGCUCAAUUUUAAAUUACUAUUUGUCUCUUAUAUAUGAUGAACACAAUGAUUCUUCUAUAAAUAUUCUUAUAAAUGCUAAUGUAGAUUUUUCUUAUGUAGAAGAAAAAUUAGCUAACGAAAAUAAAUUAACAAAAUUAUCUUUUCAAAUUAAUAACAUAAGAUCAGGACUAUUAUUAGAACAAAUAACAUAUAGCUAUAAAAAAAAAAAAGCAAAUAAUCUUGACAUAAAAGAAUUAAAUUAUAUAAAAAAUUUUAAUAGUUAUAAUAAAUUAAUUACUAAUAUUGUAAAUAAAAAUUUAAACUAUUUUACUGAUAAUAUCAAAAAGAAGGAAGAAAAAUACACCAAUAAUGAAGCAAUAGAAAAAGCAAAGAAAACAAAUAAUGAAGAUAGAAACAUUAUUAUUGCGAGUGAUGAUAGUUGUCAAAGAGAUAAUUUUUCAGAGAAUAGCUCACUUAUUAAUAAAAAUAUUAAUAAUAAUAUCAUCAUAAAUAAUGAUAAUACUACUAUUAUAAAUAAUAACAUGAAUAGUACUAAUGUUAUAAUCGAUAGCAAAAUUUAUGAAAACAGUAAUAAUAAUAAUAAUGUUGUAUUUUUAAAUAAUGCACAAAAUGGUAAUAAUAAUAGAACGGUUUCUGAUGAAAAUAACAAUAGCUUGGAAAGUAUAAACAGUAAAAUAACAAAUAAUAAUACUAAUUUUCUUAUGCAAAAAAAUAAUUAUAAAUAUAGAAAAUAUUUAUUUGAAAUGACUCUAGCAGGGCAUACCUUUAAUAAAUGCGGAUUCAAAAAAUUAGCUUUAUUUUGUUAUUCAAAAGUAUUAAAAAAAUAUGAAAAAAAAAAAAUGAAACAUAUUUAUGAGCAUUUGCACUUUAUGAUGGCUCGCCAAGCUUUUAGCAUAAAUCUUUAUUAUGAAUCUCUAAAUCAUUAUAUAUGUAUUUUAAAUUCUAUAUCAAAAAAUUACGAAAAGUCAUAUGUUUUAAACAAAAACGUUGACAUUUAUUAUGCAUCAUCUGAAAAAGAAAUAAAUUUUAUAAGGGAAUUUGCAUAUGUCUAUAAGAUUUAUGUAGAUAAAAUUUUAAAUAGGUUUCUAAAAUAUAAAAAUAAUCAGGAUACUAAUGCUAUUAAUGAUUCUGAGCUAUCAUUAAAACGAAGCUCUAGUUAUACUAGUGAAAAAAUUAAUAGAACACAUUACUUCAACGAUGAUAAUACUGAAGAUAUUAUUAAACCUCUAAAUUUGAGGAUUCCUUUAAUUAAUUUAAGAAAUAAUGAGUGCUUAUAUACUAAUUCUAUUUUUAUUUCCAAAUCAAAUAUAUACAAUUAUGAUAAAAUAAAUGACAUAAAUUAUUUUUAUAUAUUUCAAAAUAAUUUAUUUAAAAUAAAAAAAUAUGAUACUACGUUAGAUGAUUUGUAUAAUAUAAUGACGAAAGAUAUAAAUGAUUUCUCAAUAUCUAAUUUUUAUGAAUUGAAUUAUUUAUAUAUAAUUUAUAAAAAAUUUGUAAAUAGUGUAUAUAAUGAUUGUAUAUCUUAUGAAUCAGCAGAUUUUUUAAAUUUGAAUGAGAAAAUAGUUAACGAUAAUAUGAGUAUUGACAUUUUGAAAAAUGAUGAAAACAAUACGUCUAUAAGUAGUGAAUUUGAUAAAACAAUUACUGAUAAUAAUUCAAAAAAAGGAUAUAUAAAAUCAAUUAACACAUCACCCUUUAUAAGUAUGGAAAAUAGAAAUUUAUUUUUGAAUUACGUGAAAGAACUAAAAGAAAAAUUAGUAAAUACCUUAGAAUAUACUAAUAACACACAAAUUAAAAACAUAUAUCAAAAAACAAUUAAUAAAGAAGAGAUUAAAAUAAAUAAUAAAUAUAUUCAAUAUACGUUAAAGGAUGAAUAUAUAUUUGUAACAUUUAAAUUGAUAAACCCCUUGCAUACAAAAGUAGAGUGCCAAGGCACUCAUAUAUGUGCCCACUAUUACAAUGAAAGUAUGAAUAAAGAUAUUUUGGUUGAAAAAAAAAUUUUUAUUUUAGAAGCUAGACAAUCUAAAACAUUUACGUUAUUUAUUAAACCAUUGAAGAAAGGUUUAUUAUUUAUUUCAGGUGUAAUGUGGUUUUUAUUUGGAUUAGUUAAAAUAUAUCAAAGUUUUUACAUACACGGUUUAAAAAAAAUAAAUAAAAUAUAUGACAAAAUACACACAUUAAAAUAUGAUGAUAUAUAUAAUUGUGAUAAUGAUAUACAAAAAAAAGAAAAGUUAAAAAAGUUAAAUAAAGAAAUGAAUAAAUAUGCUUGGUCUAGUAAUAUAGGUAUGCUUGAAAAGAAAAGUAUAGAAAGAAUAAAGAAUUAUGAAAUUGAUCAGAGAUUGUUAUUAUAUGUUUAUGAUAACAUAUAUUUGUUUUCAUUUGAGUUUGAAAACAUUUAUUCAAAUAAAAAAAAAACAAUAAAUAAUUAUGAAGUAGAUUUAAUAGAAUUAUUAGAGGGAGAAAAAAUGGAAAUGAUUUUUAAAAUUGUCAAUCAUUCAACUUUGCCUGUUAACUAUUUAAGUAUAUGUAUUACACCUUGUAACUUUUUUAAUUGUUACAAGAUAAUACAUAAUAAGGAUGAAUAUUUUUUAAAUAAUAAAAUUGAGAAGGAAUUUAAAAAACAUAAAGAAGAAAUAGAUGAAGAUAAAUGUGAUAUAUACAAUUCUAGAAAGUUAAUUGAAGAAAAUAUUGAAGAAAUUAAGAAAAAUGAAAGUUACAUUUUUAUAGAUAAUGAAAUAUAUUGUGAAGAAUCAAUUGAUAAAAAUACUAAUGUAUUCAAACAAAAGUUUAAAAAUAAAAAUAUUCAACAUAUUAAAAUUAAAGGAAAUAUUAAUAAAAAUGACACAUUUUAUUUAUAUAUUAACGUUAAUUCAAAGCAUAACGGUUUACAUAAAUGUAUUAUAACAACAUUGUGCAAACAUAAUAAUGAAAUGGCUAAUAAAAAAGAUAAAUCAAGUAAUGGUAAUAUAAAGUAUCCUGAUAUUUUAAAUGAAAAAAAGGAGAAAUGUUAUUUAUUUUUAAGACUAAUGCAUGUGAUUCCUUUAUUAAAAUUAAAAACAUACUCAUUAAAUAAUUUCUAUAAUGAAAAUUCUUCUAUGUAUUUUUUUUUUCAAAAUUUAUGUAAAAAUAAUAUUUACUUAUAUAAUAUAAUUUUGGAGUACAGAAAAAAUAAAAAUUUGAAUAAAAAAGAAAAAAAUUUGAAAGAAAGCUUAAAAAAUAAGAAACAAAAUAAUGAAAUAUAUAGUAAAUCAUAUUAUACAAAAUUAUAUAAUUUUUAUUCAUCCAAUUUUUUAUAUUUAAAAAAAAAUGAAAACUUAACUUCUUUAUUUUAUUCAAAAAAUAAAUUACAGAAUAUUUCUUCUUUUUUUGUUCAUAUUAAUUGGGUAUCAAAAGAUUCCAAUUAUUUAAGAAAAGGCAUUGUAAAAAAAAAAAUUAAUUUUUAUAAUGAUAUAAUAAGUUUUUCCAUUGAUGAUAUAAAUAAAGACAUUUAUAUGAAUAAUGAAAAAGAAAAAAUUCUAAAAAUUGGUAUAAAUAUACAAAACAAUUCAGAAAUAGACAUACAAGAUUGCUAUAUACAAGCUAAAGAAGUUGAAUCAUUAAAUUCUUCGACAUACAUAGAGAAUUAUGAUGAUGAUAAUGAAUUAUCUGUUAUUGAAUAUAAAUAUGAAAGUGAUGAUACUAUUUUUAAUAGCAAUGAAGAAUUUUACAAAAAUAAAGAAUUUAAUGAUGUUUCAUUAAAUGAAGAAAAUAUUAAUUUAUUAAAUAUUGAUGAUAUAAAUUCGAUAAAUAAUGAAAACCCAAAUUUUAUGAGUAGUGAUAAUCCAUAUUCCUUGAAUAAUGAUAGUAAUUUCAGUCAUAUUAGUAACCAGCAAAAAGCUAUUGAAUAUAAUAUAAGUGAUAACAGUAAAAAAAUAGAAGACGAAAUAGUUCCUAUUUUCUCUUAUAAAUCAUCACUUAAUGAUGACAUAAAUAAUUUACAAAAUCAAAUAACAAAAAAAAUUAAUUUACCUGAUUACAUUCCCAUAACAGCAAGCUAUAUAUGUAAUGAAAAUUUUGAAAUUACGUUAACUAAAGAUUUAUUUUUAUAUGAUAAUUCAGAUGUUAAUGAAGAACUAAAGAAAAAUAACGAAUUAAAAGAAAAUUAUGAAAAUGUAAAUUUUCUCGAAGAAUUAUGUUUAAAUAGAAAAGAUACUAAGAAAUUUUAUGAUACUGUCAAGCGUAGUACAUAUACUUAUAAUAAUUCCAAUUUAUUAGUUCCAUUAAAUGGUAUAAAUUCAGAAAACAUGAAUAAAAAUAAUGUUGAAAAAUGCGUUUCAUUAAAUGGUUUUUUAUUCGUAGGAAUAGUUCAAAAAUAUUUAAAAAAAUUAAAAAAAAAUCAAAAGAAAAAGUUAUAUUUUAAUAUUCUUUUUACAAAAGAAGGAAUUUAUAAUAUAAAUAAAUUUCUUGUUACUUUUAAAUUAAACAAUCAAAUGUUUUUAUUCAAACCUAUAAAUCAUUUAAUUAUACACGCACAUCAAUAA